UCCCCUAUAAAACAUUUUUUUUACUUUUAACAAAAAAUCUCACCAAAUGCAAAAUCAAAUCUUUUUCACGGACUCGCAUGAGAAUCAAUUAUAGUGAUAGAGUACACAGACAGAGUAGAAAGUAGAUUCUCUUUGUUUGUAGAAACACAAAAAAUCUCUCUAUAAAACCAAACUCAUUACUCUUUCUCUUACUCAAUUCUCUUGCAAAAACAAAACCCAAAGCAAUGUCCUCUGUUUCUCUCCAAAACAGGGGAAACUCUGUUUUCCUCUGUAUUCACAUUUUCAUCUUCUUUCUCUACCAAUCCUCCCUCAUCUCCUCCCGGGUUUUUGCCCAAACCAAGCCUUCUUUCGCCUGCGACAUGGCGGGGAAUUCUGGGUUGGGGAGUUUUGGUUUCUGUGAUCGGUCGUUGGGGGUGAAGAAGAGGGUUAAGGACUUGGUGAAGAGGCUGACAUUGCAGGAGAAAAUUGGGUUCUUGGGGGACAUUGGAGGGAGUGUGAGUAGGCUUGGAAUUCCAGAGUACAAGUGGUGGUCUGAGGGUUUACAUGGUGUCGCACCGGGCUGGCAUGGUGGGACAAGGUUCUCUGAAUUAGUCCCUGGAGCUACUAGCUUCCCUCAGGUUAUUCUCACUGCGGCUUCUUUCAAUGUCACUCUCUUUGAAGCCAUUGGAAAGGCGGUUUCCACUGAAGCUAGAGCAAUGUACAAUGUCGGUCUAGCAGGAUUGACAUUUUGGUCCCCAAAUGUCAACAUUUUCCGGGACCCCAGAUGGGGACGAGGCCAAGAAACUCCCGGAGAAGACCCGUUGCUGACAAGUAAAUACGCUUCGGCUUACGUGAGAGGCUUACAGCAAAGGGACGCUGGAAACAAAGACCGGCUCAAGGUUGCCGCAUGCUGUAAACACUACACGGCAUAUGAUGUCGAUCAUUGGAAAGGCGUUGACCGCUUUGAAUUCAAUGCAGUAGUGACAAAGCAAGAUCUGGAUGACACAUUUCAGCCCCCAUUCAAGAGCUGUGUUCUUGAUGGGAAUGUUGCAAGUGUCAUGUGUUCCUACAACCAAGUCAAUGGCAAGCCAACUUGUGCCAACCCUGACCUCCUCAAAGGGGUGAUCCGAGGCAAAUGGAAACUAAAUGGAUACAUAGUUUCGGAUUGUGAUUCAGUAGAAGUGUUCUAUAAGCACCAACACUACACAAAAACACCCGAGGAGGCUGCAGCCAAGGCUCUAUUGGCAGGGCUAGACCUCAAUUGUGGAGCUUACCUAGGAAAAUACACAGAAGGUGCAGUGAAAGCCGGGCUAGUGAAUGAAUCGGCCAUUGACAGGGCUAUAUCUAACAAUUUUGCAACGUUGAUGCGCCUUGGCUUCUUUGAUGGUGAUCCAAGCAAGCAACACUAUGGGAAGCUUGGUCCAAAAGACGUAUGCACCCCAAAGAAUCAAGAGCUGGCCCGUGAGGCAGCCAGGCAAGGGAUCGUGUUGCUCAAGAACAGCCGAGGCUCGCUUCCUCUAUCUCCCACUGCCAUAAAGUCCUUGGCGGUUAUAGGUCCCAAUGCCAAUGCCACGCUCACCAUGAUUGGCAACUAUGAAGGCACUCCGUGCAAGUACACAACUCCUUUGCAAGGCCUCACAGCAUCAGUACCAACUGCCUACGCACCUGGAUGUGCCGAGGCUGAGGUGGCAUGUAGUGCUGCCCAAUUAGGUGAUGCUAAGAAAAUAGCAGCUUCAUCAGAUGCAACUAUUUUAGUAAUGGGUGCGGAUCAAUCUAUAGAAACAGAGGGUCACGACAGAGUUGAUCUGACUCUUCCAGGACAGCAACAACUUCUAGUGACUGAAAUUGCAAGUACAUCCAAGGGGCCUGUAAUUCUUGUCAUAAUGUCUGGAGGGGGCAUGGACGUGCAAUUUGCGAAAGAUAUUGAUAAGAUAACGAGCAUCCUAUGGGUCGGGUACCCUGGUGAAGCUGGUGGCGCAGCCAUCGCGGAUGUGAUUUUCGGGUAUUACAAUCCAAGUGGGAGGCUGCCCAUGUCAUGGUAUCCACAGUCAUAUACCAAGAACAUUCCAAUGACAAACAUGAACAUGAGACCGGACCCUUUCACGGGCUACCCAGGUAGAACCUACCGGUUUUACACUGGUCCAACCAUUUAUACAUUUGGGCAUGGACUAAGCUACACUGCGUUCAACCACCACCUAAUUCAAGCAACUAAGCUAGUCUCAAUCCCCUUAGCAAACAAUCAUGCUUGUCACUCUUCUAAUUGCAAGUCUAUUGAUGUUGUUGAUGAGCAGAGUUGUCGGAAUUUGAACUUUAACAUCCACUUGAGGGUUAGAAACACCGGAAAAAUGAGCGGAGGCCAGACAGUUUUCUUGUUUUUGAGUCCCCCUAAAGUGCACAAUUCACCUCAGAAGCACUUAAUGGGUUUUGAGAAGGUCUUUUUGUCACCACAAACAGAAGGAUUGGUGAGGUUCAAUGUAGAUGUUUGCAAGGAUUUGAGUGUGGUUGAUGAACAUGGAAGUAGAAAAAUUGCUUUGGGACAACAUGUACUUCAUGUGGGCACCUUGAAUUACUCCUUGAAUGUGAUAAUUUGAAUUUGCCAUUUUUUCACUCUCUCUCUCUCUCUGUGUUUUUGUUUUUGUUUUUUUGGCUUUUUGA
Molecule: messenger RNA, 2634 nt
Organism: Camellia sinensis
Lineage: Eukaryota; Viridiplantae; Streptophyta; Magnoliopsida; Ericales; Theaceae
Product: beta-xylosidase/alpha-L-arabinofuranosidase 2
Biological process (GO): xylan catabolic process; arabinan catabolic process
Cellular component (GO): apoplast
Molecular function (GO): xylan 1,4-beta-xylosidase activity; alpha-L-arabinofuranosidase activity
Source: RefSeq, a predicted model, not a curated record